Molecule: messenger RNA, 624 nt
Organism: Seminavis robusta
Lineage: Eukaryota; Bacillariophyta; Bacillariophyceae; Naviculales; Naviculaceae
Source: the annotation of a GenBank genome assembly
AUGGCUCUGCCUCUUGACGCAUUGGCAUGGACACAGCACAGUGGCAGUCCACGACGACCCCAUUUUCUGGAAAAAUCACACGACAAUAAGAAUACUAAUAAUGCACCCGCACCUGCACUGGUGGAUCGAAGGUCCCUGUUUGGAGCCGCGACUUUGCCACUACUGCUCGUAUUUCCGUCACAGCCCUCCGUGGCGGCACCUCCCAAGGAAGCUUCCGUCUUUUUGGACAAGAAACUGACGGCAGAGGAUGCCAAGCAACGGUUUCAACUCGCUCGCAAGGAGAUGCAAUAUCUGCUCGACAAUUACGCCGAUAUUUCCAAAAAGGGUGGCGGCGAUGCCGUUCGAAACUACCUCGGCACACAAGGUGUUACCAGCAGCAUGUAUGGGAUUCAAAAGGUGCUCAAACUACUGCAAGAGGAAUCGGAUGACAUUGUGGAAUACACCGAAACCAUGGAAGAAUUCAAUGCCUAUUUCUAUCAAGCCGAAGGAGCGGCCUAUCAAUCCAUGUUUGCCGAACAUUCUUCGUCCAGAUCCACUCCCGAGUCCCUGUUGGCCACGGCCAAGAAGGAUAUUCAAUCCAUGGUCAAAUACAUGGAUCAGUUGGCAGUUCAACUGAAUCUAUAA